UGUGUGACAUUUUGAUCUCUCUGCCCAGACAUUGUUAUUCCAAAUUAUACAUUUCGUCGUUCAAAGUUGGGUUCCAUUCCCAACUCCCUUGGGGCCAGUGCAGGGUAUGUGGUUUGUAUGGCGAACGGGGUGGGUGGGGCAUCGUCUGGCGGCGGAGAGCCGCAGCAACAACAACCACACUGGCGUUAUGGCACCUGAGUCACCCACUGUCAGUCCAAUCCAGUCCAGGAGCCAUGGCUUAAAAGCAACUCCCCCCAGCGGCAGGCAGCUCAUUUGCCCAACAUUAGCCCCAUGCACUUCACACAGAUCUCCCGCCUGCUCCUGGCGCUCCUGGUGCUCCUCUACCCGGGCGCAUCUCGGGGGGAUGCCAACCGCCUGCUGCUGGACCAGCUCAGCCAGGUGGGCAUAGUCAACCUCCUAGACCAGGCCACGCGUCCCAAUGUACCCCAGGACCUCUCGACCUACGACUUCGUGGUGAUUGGCGCCGGAGCAGCUGGCAGCUCCCUGGCCGCCCGCCUCUCCGAGAACCCCCAGUGGCGGGUGGCCCUCCUCGAGGCCGGGGGCGUGGAGAACAUAGCCCACCUGACGCCGGUGCUGGCCGGCUACCUGCAGCAGACAGCCUCGAACUGGGGCUACAAGUCGGUGCCCCAGAAGCUCUCCUGCCACGGCAUGCACAACAACGAGUGCGCCCUGCCCAGGGGAAAGGUGCUCGGAGGCACCAGCUCCAUCAACUACAUGAUCUACAAUCGGGGCAAUCGCCGGGACUUCGAUGGCUGGGCGGCGGCAGGAAAUCCCGGCUGGAGCUACGACGAGGUGCUGCCCUACUUCCUGCGGAGCGAGCGGGCCCAGCUGCAGGGGCUGGAGCACUCGCCGUACCACAACCACAGUGGGCCCCUGAGCGUGGAGUAUGUGCGCUUUCGGUCCCAACUGGUUGAUGCCUUCGUGCAGGCCUCCGUGGAGUCGGGACUGCCGCGCACCGACUACAAUGGCGAGUCCCAGUUCGGGGUCUCCUAUGUGCAGGCCACCACCCUGAAUGGCCGGAGGCACUCGGCGUACUCGGCCUACAUAAAACCUGUGAGGGACCUGCGCUCCAACCUGCAGAUCUUCACCUUUGCCCGAGUGACCCGUAUUCUGAUCGACGAGGCCACCAAGUCCGCUUACGGCGUGGAGUUCCACUACAAAAACAGAGCCUAUACCUUCAAGGCCCGCAAGGAGGUGAUCCUGUCGGCGGGCGCCUUCAACUCCCCCCAGAUACUGAUGCUCUCGGGGAUCGGGCCGGAAGACAACCUCAAGGCCAUUGGGGUGCCGCUGGUCCAAGCCCUGCCGGUGGGCAAGAGGAUGUACGACCACAUGUGCCACUUUGGACCCACCUUCGUGACCAACACGACGGGUCAAACGACCUUCACCUCGAGGGUGUCGCCCGCUGAGGUGAUAUCCUACCUCCUGGCCGGCGAUCCAUCCACCCGACUGAGUUCCAUUGGCGGGGUGGAGGCCCUGGCCUUCCUCAAGUCGCAGCGUUCGGAUCUGCCCAAGGAUUGGCCCGACAUCGAGCUGAUCAUGGUCACUGGCAGCUUGGCCAGUGACGAGGGCACGGCCCUCAAGUUGGGCGCCAAUUUCAGGGACGAGAUCUACGACCGCAUGUACAGGGAGCUGGCGCAGGCCCAGCAGGAUCACUUCACCCUGCUGGUCAUGCAGUUCCACCCCAAGUCGGUGGGUCGUCUCUGGCUGAGGGACCGCAAUCCGCUGAGCUGGCCCAUGAUCGAUCCCAAGUACUUUGUGGCCGAGGAGGAUGUGGAGUUCCUGCUGGAUGGCAUCAAGACCAGUCUGCGUCUCAUCGAGAUGCCGGCCAUGCGGAGGAUCGGGGCGAGGCUGCUCAAGAGGGUGGUGCCGGGCUGUGAGAGCCACGAGUUCGCCUCGGACGACUACUGGAGGUGCUCCAUCCGAACGCUGUCCUACACGCUGCACCACCAGGUGGCCACCUGUCGCAUGGGGCCCGAGAGCGAUCCCACCACCGUGGUCAACCACCAGCUGAAGGUGCACGGCAUGCGGCGCCUCCGGGUGGUGGACACCAGCGUGAUCCCAGUGCCGCCCACCGCCCACACGAACGCGGCGGCCUUCAUGAUCGGCGAGAAGGCGGCGGACCUGAUGCGAUCCGAGUGGAGCUGAAUCAAACAGGUAUCAAUCAAACAGGCCAUAAAAAAUCCAUUAUCCGACUCGUCAAAUGGCGUUUUUAUUGUACUCAACCUUUUUUUUGCAUUACCAGGAGUGUAUUAAUACCAAAAGUUAAUUUUAGAAUUAAGAGCAAUGUAGAAAUUAUCAAACUUAGAUUGUGAAUUGAAGAAUAUCCGUGCUCCAGGCCAUUUUGCCCCAUUUGCGUGCUGGAAACCAUUAAGCCCGCCCUGGCCUCCCAUGAGCCACGACAUUCCUAUUAAAGGAUUAUCGAUGCCCGGCUAAGUGCAUUAUUUUAUUAUUUUAUUGAAUCGCUUGCCAAAAGGCGGAAAAAGUGAAGAGUAAAAUCAUCUAUUAGUGCCCGGUUAUUGUUUGACUGGGCAAGUUAAUUAAAUGGAAUUACCUUAA
Molecule: messenger RNA, 2577 nt
Organism: Drosophila biarmipes
Lineage: Eukaryota; Metazoa; Arthropoda; Insecta; Diptera; Drosophilidae
Product: glucose dehydrogenase [FAD, quinone]
Exons: 2
Coding region: 292-2166 (624 amino acids)
Molecular function (GO): flavin adenine dinucleotide binding; oxidoreductase activity, acting on CH-OH group of donors
Source: RefSeq, a predicted model, not a curated record